AUGGUCUUAGCGUUGGCAGAAGAGUGCUGUAUCUGCUACGAGGGCGGGCCACAAGUGCGGGUUCUGAGCUGCAAGCACUCGAUUUGCACAGACUGUUGCCGCAAGAUCCGCUCGACCUGUUGCCCUAUGUGUCGGAAAGAUAUCGAAGAUGCCCUGCUGCUGGAACUCCGCAUUGUUCGAAUCCGCCGCCUGGGUGCUUACAGCUUUUACAUGGCCCUUCCGCUUAUGGCCGGGGAUGAUGGCGCGGACUUCUUCUCCACGGAGCACUACCCCGUGGGAUUUAGCCAGGACUUUGAAUUGUGCGUGCCUCCGUCAGUCCUGCGCUUGGCCAUCGAGCGCGUCAACCUGCAAAUCGCUUCAGUCGACCUCUCGCUCCAAACUGCGCAGUGCUGCGGCUGGAGCGCCUCGAUGCUGGCUCGACACAGGGUCACCCGGGCAGUGAAUGAGCUGAACGAGGAGUGGCGUUUUGCCAACAUCCCAUGCUAUUUGUCCCUGUCUCCAGGAUGGGCUUUAACACAAAGCACCCUGUAUGUUCAGUGGGACCCGGACCGUGAUGUCAUUUAG
Molecule: messenger RNA, 564 nt
Organism: Symbiodinium natans
Lineage: Eukaryota; Dinophyceae; Suessiales; Symbiodiniaceae
Source: the annotation of a GenBank genome assembly